Molecule: messenger RNA, 1458 nt
Organism: Saprolegnia diclina VS20
Lineage: Eukaryota; Oomycota; Saprolegniomycetes; Saprolegniales; Saprolegniaceae
Exons: 4
Coding region: 213-1103 (296 amino acids)
Source: RefSeq, a predicted model, not a curated record
ACAAACACUACGACGGCUGUGCGAGUCGGCAGCAAACCGCGCCACGUGUUGCGUCGUCCGAGCUGCUGUUGAGUAGAUCGUUUCAUCGCACGCUACACCUACAAACAGCGCUAUGAGACGUGCCUGUCUAUGCCGACGGACACCGUACCUCCCAUCGCAAUGUGGUUGAGGACAAGUAGCUAUAUUACGUUGGCCGCGGUAAUACUCGCUGCAUGGCCGACGACGACGCGGCGCGGCUCACCAAGCGGCUCUACAACCGGCGCAAGCAGCGGGAGUUCCGCGAGCGCCUCGAAGGCAAGCUCUCCGAGCUGCGCGCGCUCGUGACGACGUUGGAAGCCGAGCUCGAUCGGCGACGACCGCAAGCGAAUAAGAGCGCGCUGCUGCUGCCAUGGGCCGACGUCGCAUCGGCCCUUGUCUCUUCCGCCAACGACGCAUCGCGCUGCCACCACAACCUGCGCGUCCACGCCGAGCGACUCGAGACCGUGUACCGCACACUGCAUACGUGGGUGCAUCAACCGCACUUCAUCCACCCAGCCUGCUACGCGGUCCGCGACAGCCGUACCUUUACCAGCACCCGCGUCGGCCUUGCCAUCGACCUGAACGUCCGGCGGCUCAGCUGCGAGUGGCUCCUUGACCGCCUCUACUUCAACGCCGAAGCACUGUUAGAGGCGCACGGGCUACCGCGCGGCGCGCCAAUGACGCAUGACACCAACGUCAACUUCUUGUUCGAUGUCAAUGACGCAGGCACGCACGAGUACGCCACCGCACGGCAACACCUCUUGCGCACAUCGCUCUCGCACACGGCCAGCGCCUACACCCUCAUGGGCCGCGACGGCGACGGCGACAGCAGCGUCGCGCUCGCCGGUCGGCGUGUCCUCGACCCCGAGCUGGUCGAGAUGCUCGCAGCCAAGAACAUAGUCUACUCCCAGUCCAUGUACCAUCGGCACGGAGCUCCGUGGCGCGACAACCGCCUCUGGCGCGUCUACACGUCGCCCGACAGCGUCGUGGUCGUGAGCCAAAACGUCCACGACGACCCGCGCAACCCGGUCACGCCGCUUCAGCGCUUCCGCUACGUCAUGUACGCACGUCUUUAUCCUCACUGAGGGCAGCAUCUAUGAGGUACUAGCAUCGCGGUCGAUGCCAUCGAUGCGAAUCGCGUCCGUAUUCGCGAGCUCAAGUACUGCUCGCAGUCGUUUGACGACGUGGCUUUUGUGCCCCUGCCCAUUGAAGCGCAGCAGUUUGGUAUCGACGUGAGCUCCGUUGCGGCCGCCGACGCCCAGCAAGCCGCGCUGCUCCAGCACGUUCAUCGCGACGUCACAUCGUUCGAAGCCGCCUGGGACCGCGCGUUCGACACGGCAUUGCGUCGGACACCGACACCAAGCCACCCCGUGGAUAACCCUACACCUAACACACCGUAAACGACAAAGCAAAUCGACACUUCGGGUGUUGUCGACUCGU